Messenger RNA from Lodderomyces margitis, 1107 nucleotides. RefSeq lists its product as uncharacterized. The coding region runs from base 1 to 1107 and encodes 368 amino acids. The transcript has a single exon. Gene Ontology annotation, molecular function: GTP binding; GTPase activity. Gene Ontology annotation, cellular component: cytoplasm. Gene Ontology annotation, biological process: cytoplasmic translation. The record is from RefSeq and is a predicted model, not a curated record. NCBI's taxonomy places the organism in Eukaryota, Fungi, Ascomycota, Pichiomycetes, Serinales, Debaryomycetaceae.
AUGGGAAUACUAGAAAAGAUAGCUCAGAUACAAGAAGAGCUUUCACGUACUCAAAAAAAUAAGGCCACAGAGUAUCACAUUGGUCUUUUAAAGGGUAAGUUAGCACGGUAUCGUAGAGAGUUAUUGGAACCACAACCAGGACAAGGUUCAUCGGGAGGUGGCCAAGGGUUUGAAGUUGCCAAAGCAGGAGAUGCUCGUGUAUCGUUAAUUGGGUUUCCGUCAGUGGGUAAAUCUUCCUUUUUAUCUAAGGUCACCAACACUAAAUCUGAGGCAGCCAAUUACGAAUUCACAACCUUGACAUCUGUCGGGGGUAUAUUGGAGUACAAUGGAGCUGAGGUGCAAAUUGUUGAUUUACCCGGUAUCAUAAAAGCUGCAUCGCAAGGUAAAGGUAGAGGACGUCAAGUGAUUGCGGUGUCUAGGACUUCAGACUUGAUUUUGAUGGUCUUAGAUGCCACCAAAAGUGAAGAUCAACGACAAAUAUUGGAAAAUGAAUUAGAGUCAAUGGGCAUCAGAUUGAACAAGACUAAGCCAAAUGUUACCAUCACCUUGAAAAAGACUGGUGGGGUCAAGAUGAACUCGAUUAUUCCACCAAAGCAUCUUGAUGAAAAGAUUGUGACUGCUUUACUAAAAGAUUACAAGAUCUUGAAUGCACAUGUUUUGAUUAGGGAUGAAAAUGUAACAAUUGAUGAUUUUAUUGAUGUUAUCAAUGAGCAACAUGUCACUUAUAUCAAGUGUCUUUAUGUAUAUAACAAGAUUGAUGCUGUCAGUUUAGAGGAAUGCGAUAGAUUGGCUAGGGAACCAAAUACGGUGGUAAUGUCAUGCGAAUUAGAUUUGGGUAUUGAUGAUUUAAAAGAAGAGAUAUGGCGUCAAUUGGAUUUAUUGAGAUUGUUUACCAAACGAAGAGGUAUUUUACCCAAUCUUGAUGAACCCAUGGUGGUGAGGAAUAAGAGUACAAUUUUAGAAGUAUGUGAUUCAGUUCAUCGAGAUAUGAAGAACCAGUUUAAAUAUGCUUUGGUUUGGGGCUCUAGUGCUAAACAUUCGCCUCAGAAAUGUGGCUUGAAUCAUCCUGUUCAUGAUGAAGAUGUAGUUCAAAUAGUGACCAAGUAA